AUCAUCAUGGGGUCAACUGCUACAGAAAUUGAAGAAUUGGAAAACACCACUUUUAAGUAUCUCAUAGGAGAACACACUGAAAAAAUGUGGCAACGCCUGAAAGGAAUACUAAGAUGCUUAGUGAAGCAGCUGGAAAAAGGUGAUGUUAACAUCGUAGACUUAAAGAAGAAUAUUGAAUAUGCAGCAUCUGUGUUGGAAGCUGUUUACAUUGAUGAAACAAGAAGACUGCUGGAUACCGAAGAUGAGCUCAGUGACAUUCAGACAGAUUCGGUCCCAUCAGAAGUACGGGACUGGUUGGCGUCCACCUUCACAAGGAAAAUGGGGAUGAUGAAAAAGAAAUCUGAGGAAAAACCAAAAUUUCGAAGCAUUGUGCAUGCUGUUCAAGCUGGAAUUUUUGUGGAAAGGAUGUACAGAAAGUCCUAUCACAUGGUUGGUUUGGUAUAUCCAGAAGCUGUCAUAGUCACAUUAAAGGAUGUUGAUAAAUGGUCUUUUGAUGUAUUUGCCUUAAAUGAAGCAAGUGGAGAACACAGUCUGAAGUUUAUGAUUUAUGAACUGUUUACCAGAUAUGAUCUUAUCAAUCGUUUCAAGAUUCCUGUUUCUUGCCUAAUUUCCUUUGCAGAAGGUUUAGAAGUUGGUUACAGCAAGUACAAAAAUCCUUAUCACAAUUUGAUUCAUGCAGCUGAUGUCACUCAAACUGUGCAUUACAUAAUGCUUCAUACAGGUAUCAUGCACUGGCUCACUGAACUGGAAAUUUUAGCAAUGGUCUUUGCCGCUGCCAUUCAUGAUUACGAGCAUACAGGAACCACAAACAACUUUCAUAUUCAGACAAGGUCAGAUGUUGCCCUCUUGUAUAAUGAUCGCUCUGUCCUUGAGAAUCACCAUGUGAGUGCAGCUUAUCGACUUAUGCAAGAAGAAGAAAUGAAUGUUUUGAUAAAUUUAUCCAAAGAUGACUGGAGGGAUCUUCGGAACCUAGUGAUUGAAAUGGUUUUGUCUACAGACAUGUCAGGUCACUUCCAGCAAAUUAAAAAUAUAAGAAGCAGUUUGCAGCAGCCUGAAGGGAUUGACAAAGCCAAAACUAUGUCCCUGAUCCUCCAUGCGGCAGACAUCAGCCACCCAGCAAAAUCCUGGCAACUGCACUACCGCUGGACCAUGGCCCUGAUGGAGGAGUUUUUCCUACAGGGAGAUAAAGAAGCUGAAUUAGGACUUCCAUUUUCCCCUCUUUGUGAUCGGAAGUCAACGAUGGUGGCCCAGUCACAAAUAGGUUUCAUUGAUUUCAUAGUAGAGCCAACAUUUUCUCUUCUGACAGACUCAACAGAGAAAAUUAUUACUCCUCUUAUAGAGGAAGCCUCAAAGACAGACACUUCUUCCUAUGGGGCAAGCAGUGUUGAUUUGUUUAGACGAUCAAAUAUGAAAGGCACCGUGAACGACGGAACCUAUUCCCCGGACUACUCCCUGACAAGCGUAGACCUACAGAGCUUCAAAAACAACCUGGUGGACAUCAUCCAGCAGAACAAAGAGAGGUGGAAAGAGUUAGCUGCACAAGGUGAAUCCGAUCUUCAUAAGAACUCAGAAGAUGUAGUAAACACUGAAGAAAAACAUGCGGAUACACAUUCAUAGGUUUGAAAUACCUUAAAGGCUUCUGUCAGUUUAAACAUGAGAGGAUAAUGAGAACAGGACUAAAACAUCCUAAAUCCUCAACUUUCUACAACGUUAUGUUCUCCUUUUUCAACACACACCUGGAUCAGGCCAUUUUAAUGGACUUCUAGAAGGAACUUAUACUAAGAAGAACAUAAAUUCUGAGCCAGUAACUCCGGCCAAACACAUUCAAAAUUGCCAUCAAGAGUUUCUGGCCAGUGUUUCUGCCAUUGUCUUUCCUCCAAAAAACAGUCUUGGAGGAAAUGUUUUGAUUGUUUUGAUCCAGCUUUUUCCAGCAAGUCUGAGAAAUUUUUAAGACAAAAGGUGGAUAGUUUAAAAUUUUCAACACUCUGAACCCAGUUAUAGCACGGGUGACCUUGCGACACUUGGGCAAAAGAUGAAGCAUUUUAAAAAUUUUCUUUCUUGUAUUGUUUUAUGCAGACUUCUAUAGUUACCAAUAUUGCAAGGUUUUAAGUAAAAGGAAAGCAAAGCAAAAUAUGGAAAACAAUUUUUUUGCAGCUCUGAAGAACGGGGUAUUUAGAUUGUCCUUAUUUUAAAUACACGGAAGCAACAUGAGAGGUCAGGCUGUUCAGAAGCUGUGGUUGAAGUCCUGUGACAACAGUGGAGCUUUAGCCUGGCUCUGUGACCCGAUGACCAUUGUAACUCUCAAGCUGGGCAUCCACAGUGAAACCCAUCCCUGAAACCAGCGGACCACCUUGCAUCCAUCCCUGUGGUUUCAAAGCGCGAAAACGUCACCCAUAUGGGGGUCAUCACAAUGCAAGUCACACGUUACCUACACUCCAGGAUGACAAGAACCUUCAGCCAUUGUUGGAGACAGGUGUUGUUAGAACUGAGAAUGGAAUUUGCCUUCUGGGGUGUUGAUCCCACUAGGACGUAACAAAAUAUAUUACAGGCCCAGGGAUAAGUGACAAGAAGUGUGUGUGUGUAUUGAAAAAUAUCUAUGAAAAUGGAAACCCACACUUUUCUGUACAGAUAAUAUUAUUUGGCGUGACUUUUUGAUUCUACUACACAGAAACAGACUGCAGCUCUUGGAAACUCAGCUUGCUUGCCAUGUUUUGCCUGAGCAUGUGCAGAGCCUUUCCUUUGCUCCAAACUGAAGAACAACUUUUGUUAGUUAUUAGCUGACAAGAAAGGUCAAGCACAGUUAGGGGCUGUAACUUUUCACUGUACAAACACUUCAGUGAUUCUGAGAUGAAUCUAUCUUUGUGAAAGGUAGAAGCUGGAUGGAAAAAAUCAAAAGUAGCCAUCAAUGAAAGAACAGAGUGAAGGAGAAUCCACCCAUACUAUCCGUUUUCUGUUGUACCUGCUUUUUUCUUGGGUUCCACAAUGCUAAGCAAUAUUUUAAAAAUUGAUAUAAUCAGAAGCUUUUAAGUCUGAGUGAUGGGAUUUUAGAACCCACAACUUAGAUCUCCUUUAAUGUGUAAGCCAUAUUCUAUAUGCAUAUUAGGUAUGCAUUGUUCUAAUUUAAGAUAUAUUUGUGCAUAGACUGUGUAUAAAAUGCUUUUAAAUGUUCUGUGAAUAAGGUCCUUAGUUUUUGGUUCA
Molecule: messenger RNA, 3198 nt
Organism: Callorhinus ursinus (northern fur seal)
Lineage: Eukaryota; Metazoa; Chordata; Mammalia; Carnivora; Otariidae
Gene: PDE1A
Product: phosphodiesterase 1A
Biological process (GO): signal transduction
Molecular function (GO): 3',5'-cyclic-nucleotide phosphodiesterase activity
Source: RefSeq, a predicted model, not a curated record